Molecule: messenger RNA, 2718 nt
Organism: Closterium sp. NIES-65
Lineage: Eukaryota; Viridiplantae; Streptophyta; Zygnematophyceae; Desmidiales; Closteriaceae
Source: the annotation of a GenBank genome assembly
AUGGACCGAUAUGUUUAUACCGCGGAUCCGGAAUUCAGGUGGGAGGACACGGGCAAUCGCAUGCGAUCAAAAGAGGGAGGGGGGUGGUGGACGGGGUAUGUGCUCAAGGUGUACACGCACCAGUGGCUCAACCGCACUGUUACCAACCGUUACAAGUGGUGGCACUGGCUCAUUCUCAUGGCGCCGGACAAGAUGCACAAUGCGCACAAGGGGCUGGUGCUGUUCUUCGUGGGGGCGGGGCUGAACCCCGUCAACCAGGUGCACAUCCCGGGCGCUGAUGAGAUCUUCAUUCGCCUCGCCGCUCCUGUCUGUAUGUGCCACCCGCUGUGUCGCAUGGUGGUGGAUUUGGGCAUUCUGGGCGUGAUGCUACAGCAGGUGCCCAUGAUGCCCAUCAGCUUCAAAGUGGGUCCCCCUGGCAUAGGCCCGCGGGCUGAACUCAUUGAAGAGGAAAUCACCGCCCACACCCUCGCCAUGUUUCUGGACCAUCCAGACGAGUGGGAGUGGCUCACCCCCCUGCCCAUGGCCAAGUCCAUCAUCCGCGCCCUCGAUGCCACGCAGCUCGCUGUUAGAGAGCUGCUGCCGCAUGUGCCCGUGGAGGGGUUUGUGGCGAUCGGAGUGAGCAAGCGAGCAGGCAUGUCCUACUUCGCUGCAGCUCUUGACAAGGUGCGGUGCAGUGUGGCAAGCAAUGCAUGCAUGCCGCUUCCCUUCUUCAUCCCCUCCCCUCUCCCCAACCCCCUUCCACACCUGCCCAACCAACCCCCCAUCUCCCCCCCCCGCACUCCUUCAUCUCCUUCAGCGGGGGGUGUUCUGGCUGGCAUUCAUAUGGCACGGCGCUAUGGGCUGAGGACACAUGGCUACAGAGCAGAGCAGAUUCCUCUUCCCUCACACCCCCUUGAUCCUCUUCACUUCCCCAUCGCCCCCGUCAGCGACGACUGGUGGUGCCCAAUCUGCAGCACAUGCGCACCCCUUCCCUCAGGCUACAUGUGCUUACUUCCCCCACCGCCCUCCCCCGUGCAGCGAGUGGUGGCGUUCAUAACGUACGGAUACGAUUUGCUCAACCUGGUGCCCAACCUGCAGCACAUGCACGACUCGCUGGGCGGCUGGCCCAUUCUGCUCAAGUUCAACUCCGAGUACAACAUCAGCCAGCGCCUCCACUCCAACCAGUACCGGAAAGCGGCGGAAGUGAUCGACCCAUACACGCUCAUCGACCGCAUGGACAUGCCCAAGCUGCUCAUCUCCGCCUCCAACGACGAGUUCUUCCUCAUCGACGACUCGUCAGUGCUGCCAUGCCCCUUCAUGCUCCUCCACGUGCCUUCAUGCCAUGCACCUUCGUGUGCCUUCAUGCCAUGCACCUUCGUCUACUAUUUCGUGAAGGACAUGCCACAACCCACGCAGCUCAAGAUCGGUUUCUUCAGUCGAAUAGAAAACCCCUUCUUCCGCCCGCCUCCUCUCUCCCCACUUGCGCAGCUACUAUUUCAUGAAGGACAUGCCACAGCCCACGCAGCUCAAGAUAGUGCCCAACCUCUACCACAUGUGCCCAGCCUCUACAACAUGGUCAUCCAAAACUCCUUCUGGGUGCGCCCCACGCGCCCUUGCUUCUCCACCCUCUCUUCUCCACCCCCUCUUCUCCGCCUUUUCUUUGCCUUAGCUGAAUACGCCCAGUAUUCUUGUCGUGCGCUCUCGCUAUUUGGGGAGCCCUUGCUCUUCCGCGAUGUCUGCCCUUUUUCUCCUCUCUCCUCGAAGCUGAUUCCUCCUGCACCUCUUUCACCCCCUCCUCCAUCCCCACCUCCUCUUUCCCUUGCUCUCCCUCCUCUCUCCCUCUCCCCCCCUCUCACCCAUCAGGCAUACGACGCAAGCAUCUCCUUCUUUUCCACUAUCCUCGAGGUCGAUUCCUCCUGCGCCUCUCUCCCCGCCUCCUCCCGCCCCUCUCUCACCUGGACUCGACCCAACACCUCUUCUUCCUCUUCCUCCUCCUCAUCUCCAUCCUCUUUAAGAGCCGCUUCAGUAGAGGGUACAGGCUUGUUCUCUCAAGGAGGUGGAGGAGAAGGAGGUUCGGAAAAUCCCGAGCGUAAGAUGCUGCCUUGGAGCUGCACGCCGAAGCUGCCGGCUGUGCUGUGGCCGAACCUGAGGUGGCGGUUUGAUUGGUCCACGUUCUCCAUCUAUGCCACGUCAGAGCGCAAGCCAUUGGCUGUCAGGGCGUGGAGUGCCCGCACAAUUCUGGGCAGCAAGCGAAGGGAUUUCCGAAUGUGUGGCCCCUUUCCAGAUGCCAUCUGUCACGUAUCCGGGCAAUUUCGGCAUGCUGUGUGCGCUUCCACACUCCUUGUACCCCUUCGCUUUCCCCAUCCCCACCCCUCCCCCCCUUUCCUUUUCCCCACUCCCUCUUUCCUCCCAACCUGGCCUCCAUCUCCAAGUGUGGCGCCCUUCCAGAUGCCCUCCUUCACAUACCCGGGCAAGUUCGGCAUGCUGUGUGCGCAGCCCAUACCGUAUGUGACUGUGAACAUGUCCAAGCCCCGGGCAGAGGAUGACGGGUUGUGGCACUUCCACGCUACCAUCACCGAUGUGCCCAAGGAGGGGUACAGGGCGAUGUUCAUAGAGGCGGAUUUCAAGCAGGGAACGUAUAAGAAGCCCUUCACCAUCACCACAGAGGCUAUGGUCGCCCCCAACACGCUGCCCUUCUCGCCCUGCACCAAGCCAGAGUGCUACUUCCACUUCGUGUAA